UUAAACAGACUGAUGAUUGUAUCAUUAUUUGGUCGUACAGUUAUUACAUGUUAUCAGCGAAAUCGAAAGUGCCGGCCGCUCAUUUAUCAUACGUAAAUUGAUAAAACUGAUCACGUUUGCAAGAUUAUUGAUAUCCGCAAUGAAGAAGGUCGUGAUUUUCGGUUCCACGGGCAUGACGGGGGUGUGCGCGCUCGACGCGGCCGUCAAAAAAGGUUUAGAAGUGCGAGCAUUCGUGCGAGACCCAGCAAAGGUGCCAGAGCACUUGAAAGACAAAGUAGAGAUCUUCCAGGGCAAUGUCCUGGAACCUGACUCCGUCAUGGAGGCGGUUGAGGGGGUAAACGGAGUUGUCAUUCUCCUCGGAACAAGGAACUCUCUGGAGCCUACGUCAGACAUGUCCGAGGGUACAAAGAACAUCAUUGAGGCUAUGAGGGCCAAGAAUGUGAAGACUGUCUCUGCAUGCAUGUCUACGUUCCUCCUGUUUGAGCCGAGCAAGCUGCCGGAGAGGUUCAAGAAUGUCAAUGAUGACCACAAGAGGAUGCACGAUGCUCUGAAGGAGUGCGGCCUGAACUGGAUUGCUGUGCUGCCUCCUCACAUCGCUGACGAGCCGAGCGCCGAGAUCACAGUGGUCGUCAACCCGGACAAGGGUCCCGGACGGUCCAUCUCCAAGCUCGACCUGGCCUCCUUCAUGAUCGAUUGUCUCAGCGAGCCCAAGUACUACAAGAACACUGUCGCGCUGUGCAAUGUGGGGAAGUAGAACCUUUGCACAGUAAGUAAAAGCUCCCACACAUAAAGUCGAUACGGCGUCGUACAACUCUCUCGCUCUCUCCCAUUGAACACCAGCGAGAGGAAACAAGACAUGUUUAUGUGUGGAAGCCCUAAGUGCUGUUUCACCAUCACACUGGCAUAAUUUAACCCUCAAUCUGCCUUAUAUGGAACCCUUGUUUUGAACUGAGUUAAGGGCGAAAACAUAGUCGUGUGCAGCCAUAGCUAUGGCCGAUUAAGGGUUUAGUACCUAUGGCAUGAUCAACUGUUAUAGGUAGUUAAGGUAGCAAAUUGAUUCCGCUUGAGGUGUCAUUGGGUAGGAAUGUAAACUACCUAUAUUUGUUGUAUAAUUUGAUAUCAAAAACCAUCGCCAGAACAACCAAUGAGGAAUAUAACGAUAAAAAAAUAUUAUAAGGGUUGAGAUUAACUAUGCUGUGGGGUAGAUGUAGCUAAAAGUUACAAUUAGGCUAUACCUUUUUAUAUUUUAUCUCCAACAAAAUCAAAUGACUUUAAUAUAAAUGUGUUAAGUGUGUGAUGGUGGAAUCGCUCAUAUGUUAAAUUAGUUUAAGUACGUAUGUGCUGUGUAGUAUUUAAUGAAAGCUGUGACCUCUGUGUAAUUGGAAGCAACCGUACUUUAAAAUAUGAAUUCUUGACUGAAUGCUUAAGUUCCAUUUUAUGUAGGAAUUUGUCACUUGCGAAUUGCCCAACUAAUUAUUCAUUCAAUGUAUUUUAGGUAUACAAACACUUACCUAGUUUUACCAAAGUAGGUCAGUGCCGGGAUACCUAAGUACAUUAUAUAUGCAGAUAUGUAAAUUUCUGACCGAGAUAGGUAUAAAUUAAUUCAAAUCAAAUUGUAUUCUGGUCAAGUACAGGUCAAAAUUUAGUUAAGUAUUUCGUUACAUACUGGGAUUUGUCUGAUGUCCUAGUGGUUUUGAUUUAUUGAUUAUUGAUCUAGGUACAGUGGCCUGCACAUAAACCUAACCCCUGUUAGAGUUUCACUGAUAGGGAGUCAGAUUUAUUUGCAGACCACUGUACAAUAUAAUACACGUUUUUUUUUAAAAUUAUUUUUAAGAUUUUUAACUGUGAGGUAAUCUAGAAGGCUAAAGCAAUAUUUUUAUUGUAUUACAAGUGGUUAUCUCAGUUAUUUUAUCUUGAAAUGUCGCAUUUCCUUGACAUUUAAAAGUACCCGGUUGCAAAAAUAAACUGCCUGUUAUUACUAUUACGCACAGCAUUUUAUAUAGCAUUUAGUCAUAAGAGAAUACUUAUACCUACUUUACAUAAAGUGUAAUAUAA
Plutella xylostella (diamondback moth) is the source of this 2055-nucleotide messenger RNA. Its product is annotated as flavin reductase (NADPH). The record is from RefSeq and is a predicted model, not a curated record. Gene Ontology annotation, molecular function: biliverdin reductase [NAD(P)H] activity; riboflavin reductase (NADPH) activity. NCBI's taxonomy places the organism in Eukaryota, Metazoa, Arthropoda, Insecta, Lepidoptera, Plutellidae.